AUGGGCAAUUUGGUGAAUUGGGAGGUGAUACAUGAAUUGCUACUGAGUUUUGCUGAAGCUGGAGCUAAUGUGUUGAGACUAAAAGGAGGGGGGGCAUAUUUUGCAGUCAGUCUGCUGUGUGUGGUUACUGAGCUCCUGGACAACCCUAAGCAAGAUCCUCUGCGCAUACUUGGAUGCCAAACCCUAACGAGGUUCAUCUAUAGUCAGACAGAUGGCACUUACACGCAUACCAUUGAGAGUUUGGUUCAUAGAGUAUGUAAGCUUGCUCGUGAAAGUGGUGAAGAUCAUGCUGAGAGCAUCGAGCUUGCAGCGCCUUUCUGCCAUGUUGGAACAAUGUUAAUUUUAUGGUUUCUACCUUGCCAGAUUGUACAUGUCACCUUGGAUAACUAUGAGCCUGACACACAUAUUGAAGAUGAUGAGAGAGGGGAGCCACAUCAUAAUUGGGUGGAUGAAGUAGUUCGAAGUGAAGGCAGAGUUGGUGUAGUUGGCGCUGAUUAG
Molecule: messenger RNA, 498 nt
Organism: Prunus armeniaca (apricot)
Lineage: Eukaryota; Viridiplantae; Streptophyta; Magnoliopsida; Rosales; Rosaceae
Source: the annotation of a GenBank genome assembly